GUUGCGGUUUGAAGCCUUGGAGAUGUUCAUGGCUACCUGACUGUAUUUGUACUCUAAUGGAGAUCUGAAGUGGAUGUGAACAUGGAUGCAGAACACAAAGGCUGUUUCAUAUCGACAAGACAUUAAUGAAUGGGACACAGGAGCGUCUGCCGGCCGUACUGCGCGAUGUGACAGGAUGCUGAACCAUCACUGCAGAAGGAACCCAGAGCUGCAGGAGGAGCUGCAGAUCCAGGCAGCGGUAGCGGCAGGCGAUGUUUACACCGUCCGCAAGAUGCUGGAGCAGGGCUACUCGCCCAAGAUCAGAGACGCCAACGGCUGGACGCUGCUGCACUUCUCUGCAGCAAAGGGCAAGGAGCGCUGCGUGCGUGUCUUCCUCGAGCACGGAGCGGAUCCCACAGUGAAGGACUUCAUCGGAGGCUUCACCGCUCUGCAUUACGCUGCCAUGCACGGCCGUGCCCGCAUCGCCCGCCUCAUGCUGGAGUCUGAGUACCGCAGCGACAUCAUCAACGCCAAGAGCAACGACGGCUGGACACCUCUGCAUGUGGCAGCUCAUUACGGCCGCGACUCCUUUGUGCGUCUUCUCCUGGAGUUCAAAGCUGAGGUGGAUCCUCUUAGCGACAAAGGCACCACGCCGCUCCAGCUCGCCAUCAUCCGCGAACGCUCCAGCUGCGUGCGCAUCCUGCUGGACCACAACGCUAACAUCGACAUCCAGAAUGGCUUCCUGCUGCGCUACGCCGUCAUUAAGGGCAACCACUCCUACUGCCGCAUGUUCCUGCAGCGCGGGGCCGACACUAACCUGGGCCGGCUGGAGGACGGACAGACACCGCUGCACCUGUCGGCCCUCAGAGACGAUGUGCAGUGCGCGCAGAUGCUCUACACGUACGGAGCGGACACCAACAUGAGGAACUACGAGGGCCAGACACCGGUCGCUGUUUCUAUUAGCAUGUCUGGCAACAGCCGGCCCUGUCUGGACUUCCUGCAGGAGGUCACAAGGCAGCCCAGGACGCUGCAGGAUCUGUGCAGGAUAAAGAUCCGGCAGUGCAUCGGCCUGCAGAGCCUGAAGCUCCUGGAAGAUCUGCCCAUCGCCAAGGUCAUGAAGGACUACCUAAAACACAGGUUCGACAACGUUUGACACAAGCCCACAAGACUCCUCCUGUAGGUUCCUUUAAGACUCUAUGCAAACUCUUUUUCACUUCUACACACAAAAAAAAGCUCUGGGAGCAGGCGCAGCGUUUUGUACAAACCCAGUGGAAAUGAUGCGGAGAAACGACUGCAAUGGCAACGUUGAUUCAUUUCUUAACGUGCAUGUUUGGAGAAAUCCUUGACCUGUAAGAGAAGAAAAACACGGAUGUUUGAUUUGUACCAAAAACCUCCUUUUUUGUCCUUAAAUCAACAAGUAUUUUCUACUGUCUAAAUUCUCCGAACGAUAAAAAGCCUUUUAGACUAAUUGGCGAACGUUUAACUCAUAUUUUUGGAUGCAUGCCAUUUUUUUGUGUGCUCAUGAAUGUUCAUUCAUCCUUAAUAUUAAAUUAUUUAAUCCAAUUCGUUCGUAUUAGAAGUAGUGUUGUCAUGAUAUUGGAAUUCGAUGUCAAUCGAUACUUAAAUUUUAAAAUCGUCCAUUUCCCGCUAACAUUUGAGUGCUGUGGAGCACGUUCUUAAACAGCGCUGAAUUGCCAUUGUGUUCACGUGCUCAACAGAAAUGACAAUGUUUGGCCGUGAAGGUCAUCAGUUCACCUAACUCACCGCUGUUUACGGAGAGUAACUACAGAUACAGGGACACUGGAGCGUUUUAAAGCCGUGAUUCAUCAGUGGAUUGCUCGUAUGUCAGCUUAUAGACAAACCAGCUGAUCGACGUGACUUUGAAACGCUCCAGUGUCCCUGUAUCUGUGUUUACACUCGGUGAGUUCGGUGAGGUGAUGACCUUCACAGCCAAUCACAGCCAUUUCUGUUGAGCAUGUGAACACAAUGGCAAUUCAGCGCUGUUUAAGAACUCGUAUAAAUGUUAGCGGGAAAUGGACGUUAUUUAAAUUUCAGUAUCGAUUGGUACCGAAUUCCAGUAUCGUGACGACACUAAUUAAAAGAAAGAGAAAAAAACAUACCAAAAACAAAAAAGAAAUCCACCCCACAGGCUCUCCGUUUUUCUCAGCAAACGUUUUGUCCUUAAUUAAUGUUUAAUUUUAUAUUUUUUUUUGUACACUACUUUUCUUUUUCCUUUUUUUUUUUUAAGUUGAGAUUCAGUAUCACAGGUGCUCACCUUUAGGUUUCAUAAUAAAGGUAAAUUAAAAUGUUCUAGACAUAAGUGUACACACACACACACACACACACACACACGCAGGAGAUCAUUAAACUUUAUGUAAAUAAUUGUGUUAUAUGUACAGCAGAUAUUUUUAGACUAUUUAAGCCACAAGCUUGUGUUAUGAAAGUGUUUUGGUUGAGUGGUUUUGUGUUUUUCAUGUGACUGUCAAGGGCUUUGAUGUGGAAACAACGUCCAGAUAAUUAUAUACAACAGCUAUUUUAUUUGACCAUCAUUUGUUUCAGUUAAAAAAAAAAGAACAUUGUUAGUUAUGGGCAUGGAAAAUCUCUUAAAAGCAGCAACUUAAUGUUUUUUUUCUUUCAUUUUAUAGUAUAUAUAUUGAGUUGAAAUGCACUUAAUUUCUUUUGCAACAUUUGAUAAAUGCUUCUGCAUAGCAAUAAAGGGAUAGCUCACCCCAAAAUAAAUGUCAAUUUAUUAACACUCAAGUGGUUUCAACCCUUUAUGAGUUUGUUUAUACUGUUGGACUCUAAAACUAUAUAUUUAGAAAAUAAUAAUAAUAAUAAUAUUAUGGAAGUCAAUGGUUACAGGUUGGUAUCUAACAACAAUGAAAACUCUAGGUUUGAAAUAAGUAAAGGGUGAGUAAAUAAUUAUAAAAUAUAUAUCUCUCAUUAAAUUAAUGUUAAUGUAACACUUUGUUCGGUUUAUAAAUUUUUUAGUCAGAUAACAUCUUAAUUUUUACUUUUUAUUUUAGCGGGAGGGACUGAAAUUAAAAGAAUGUGUAUGUAUAUGUAUAUUAUAUCCAUUGACUUCUGUUAAAAAAUACUUGGAAAGUCAAUGGUUACAGAUUUCCAACAUUUUUCAAACAAUCCUUUUUUUGUCCGACAGAAUAAAAACCUCAUAGGAUUGAAAAUAAUAGUAACAGUAAAU
Messenger RNA from Danio aesculapii, 3181 nucleotides. It is a transcript of the gene asb7, whose product is annotated as ankyrin repeat and SOCS box containing 7. Bases 86 to 1132 code for a protein of 348 amino acids. NCBI's taxonomy places the organism in Eukaryota, Metazoa, Chordata, Actinopteri, Cypriniformes, Danionidae. Gene Ontology annotation, biological process: intracellular signal transduction. The record is from RefSeq and is a predicted model, not a curated record. Gene Ontology annotation, molecular function: protein binding. The transcript has 5 exons.